AUGAUUACCAUUUUUAUACCAAUUCUUUCUUUAUUUUUGUAUUUAUUGAUUGACAUGUUCAUAUCAUUACAAAAAGAUGAAAAAGCUAUUCAUGGCGAGUUUAUAUCUGAAUAUGAAAAGCAAGUUGUGAAGCCAUUAAUUUCUGCUUCAAAACGCGAUGCUAUGGUUGGAUCAGAUGGAUCAGUUGAUUUUUACUUACCACUUAAAAAUACCAAAUACGAUGAAAAGAAUCUACUUACUCAAAGAGAUGCUUUGGAAAACUCGCUGAUAAAUAAUAACAAUAAUCAUAGAAACGAGCCCAUUUAUUCAAAUUAUGAAGCCAUCCAAGUUUAUGGAACACCAGUAUUUCCGUCUUCAUUAGGUAUUGCAAAUGCAAUAAGAAGACGUUCUGGCAUGCCUGAACAUGAAUUACAUUACAACAUAGCUGGGUACUAUACUAGUAAGCCGUUAGAUUGUUUGGAUUCCGAGUCUGAGAUCAUAGACACAAAGCAAACUCCUUAUUAUCAGUUUUCUGCAAGACAGUCAAAACUUUUACGAAGAAUAAAGCAGAGGCACAGCUGA
Messenger RNA from Magnusiomyces paraingens, 561 nucleotides. RefSeq lists its product as uncharacterized. Gene Ontology annotation, biological process: regulation of exit from mitosis; maintenance of rDNA. NCBI's taxonomy places the organism in Eukaryota, Fungi, Ascomycota, Dipodascomycetes, Dipodascales, Dipodascaceae. The record is from RefSeq and is a predicted model, not a curated record. The transcript has a single exon. Bases 1 to 561 code for a protein of 186 amino acids.